GAACAAAACUGACCGGCUUUAUAUUUAUAGUUUUCGUUUACAGAAACGAUGGACGUAAAAGUGAAAAAGAAAGUGAACUUAUCAACAACUGAACAAUUACAAUCACUUUCAAAAGAGGAGUUGGUGGAAAAAAUUCAACAACUGGAAGCGCACAACAAGCAGCUUAAGUGCAUCGUGCAGAAAAACCUAACAACGGUGAAGGGUGCCGAUGGCAAGGUCUCGAAGAAGCGCCCUUUCGAUUUCAGCAAGUGCUUCAAACGCCACAUUCUUCUACGAUUUUACUACCUCGGGUGGGAUUAUCAGGGCUUUGCAGCACAAGAAGAUUCCCUCGAUACGAUUGAGUAUCAUGUUUUUACUGCGCUGAAAAAAGUUUGUCUGAUCGAAAGCCGAGAAACCUCGAACUACAAUCGAUGCGGUCGUACAGAUAAAGGCGUUAGCGCCUUCCAUCAGGUAAUCAGCCUGGACGUACGCUCCAAGUUUCCCCCCAAGGAGCAGCUGCUCGAGGAGAACGUAGCUGCUGAGCUCGAUUACUGUGCAAUGUUGAACCGUGUGCUGCCGGAAGAGAUCCGGUGUCUCGCCUGGAUGCCCAUGGUGAACACUAGCUAUAGUGCUCGGUUUGACUGUCGUUCGCGCACGUACCGCUACUUCUUUCCCCGGGGGGACCUGAACAUAACCGCGAUGGAGGAAGCAGCCGGGCACAUGUUGGGCUCACACGAUUUUAGGAAUUUGUGCAAAAUGGACGUUGGAAAUGGGGUGGUGAAUUUUGUACGAAGCAUCGAGGAAAUCUGCAUCCGACCAUCGCAAGCGGACACUACGGACGAUCGGAGCUACGACAUGAUGUACCUACAACUUCGGGGCAAAGCCUUCCUCUGGCAUCAAGUGCGUUGCAUUAUGGCUGUAUUAUUGCUAGUUGGCCAGGGAAAAGAGAAUCCAGCGAUCGUGCAGGAACUGCUGGACGUUGAGAAAAACCCCUGCAAGCCUCAGUACAGCAUGGCCAGCGAUGUUCCCCUGAAUUUGUACGAAUGUCAGUUCAACGAGAAAAGUGGUGAACCUAACGAGGGUAAAACAGACGACGAAAGCGAGUUACGACCGUGGAUUUACCAAGAGGACAAUCUAUGGCGUACUAUUUCGGAUCUACAAACCCUAUGGACGAAGCAUAGCGUAAAGACUACGAUGAUUCGUGAAAUGUUGGCCACAUUGCAGGGUGUAUUCCAGGAGAACUUUGGAGUCGGCCGUUCCUUAUGUAAUCAGGCUGACUCACUGACACAAGGCGUAAGAAGCAGAGAGUACUGCCCUUUACUCCAGCGACAGCGAUGUGAGAGCUUGGAGAAUCGCAUCGAACAUUAUUCCAAGAAGCGACGCAUUGAGGUUAGCGCUAAACCAAUCGAGUCCGAUACGGCCCGCACGGACGGAAGCGUCCCCUCAACGCAGACCGCCUGCAGCACGUAACACGGGAAAAAACCAUAUUCGAUGGCGGCCUUUUUGUAGAUCGGUGGGAUUGUGAGUACCGUGCCGGGAAUAUAGGAUGAAACGGAGAGAAAAAAAACAGUAAAACUAGCGUUUUCCUUACGAAUGUUUUAUCUCAUUUUAUUUUUGGGAUAUCAUUUACGAUUUGUACAAGAACAGAGAGAGAGAGGAGAACAAUGUGCUAAAGAAGGAAGGAUGGAGAGAGAAAAGAAAAGCCCUUAACCUAAAUGUUUGUCAAUUUCUUACACUAGAAGAUCCGAUCCGUGCCGUUAACCGAACCAUCCGGUUCGCGCGCAAGUGAGUUUAAUGUCAAGUGGCAACAAGUAGCGUACAUUGCCAUUAGUAUGCGGUUGCGUGUGCCCGAUCUCUUGUAUCGCCGAUGAUUCCGGCCGCGUUCGCUUGCUGAUUUGAUGCAUAAACACGGGACAAACGGGAUGGAGCACCAGAAGGGCUGUUGAAAUCUAAAGUCUCGUAGGGUUUCGGUUCAUCUAAAACCCCGGGCGUGCGUGCGUGCGUGUCGUGCGCGCGCAUGUUUGCAGAAAACUAUACAGAAACAGGUGACUAGAAUUGACGUGUCCCCAACCCAGGCCGGAGGAUAGACGUGGGUAGAAUAAAUAAUAAU
This is a messenger RNA of Anopheles coustani, 2089 nucleotides long. RefSeq names its product tRNA pseudouridine(38/39) synthase. The record is from RefSeq and is a predicted model, not a curated record. Gene Ontology annotation, biological process: tRNA pseudouridine synthesis; mRNA pseudouridine synthesis. Gene Ontology annotation, molecular function: pseudouridine synthase activity; RNA binding. Gene Ontology annotation, cellular component: cytoplasm; nucleus. The transcript is spliced from 5 exons. Bases 49 to 1449 code for a protein of 466 amino acids. Lineage: Eukaryota; Metazoa; Arthropoda; Insecta; Diptera; Culicidae.